UAACUCCUCGCGUGGCGUGCUUGAGGCUGUCCGCGCUCUCCGCCUUGGUCUCCUCUCCUCUCCUCGCUUUCCAUUCCAUUCAACCAUCUCAAUCAAUCUCAAUCCCAAUCCCAAUCAAUCCCUCUCUCCAUCUGGUGCUCUCUAUCUGAGGAAUCCGAAUCCGAUCAGGGGAGGCGAGGCGCGGCGGUGAUCGGCGAUGACGGACACGACGGAUGACAUCGCGGAGGGGAUAUCAUUCCAGGCGUUCGAGGACGACUGCCGGCUGCUGGGCAGCCUCCUCCACGACGUCCUCCUCCGCGAGCUCGGCCCCCGCUUCAUCCACCUCCUCGAGCGCAUCACCAUCCUCGCCCAGAGCGCCGUCAACAUGCGCUCCGCCGGGGUGGAGGACACCGCCGUCGUCGUCGAGAAGCAGCUCGGCGCCGAGCUGGCCGCCAUGUCGCUCGAGGACUCGCUCUGCCUCGCCCGCGCCUUCUCCCACCACCUCAACCUCAUGACCAUCGCCGACACUUACCACAGGGUUCGUAAAGCACGCAAUUUCGCCGACCUGUCGAAAUCAUGUGAUGAUACAUUUGCCAAAUUGAUUCAAAGUGGUGUUAGCCCGGAAGAACUCUAUGACACUGUAUGCAAGCAGGAGGUUGAAAUUGUUCUGACAGCUCAUCCAACUCAAAUCAAUCGGCGGACUUUGCAGUACAAACACCUUAGAAUAGCUCACCUUUUGGAAUUCAACGAACGUGCUGAUCUUAGCCUCGAGGAUAAAGAAAUUCUAAUUGAAGAUCUGGUAAGAGAAAUCACGGCAAUAUGGCAGACUGAUGAGUUGAGGCGCCAUAAACCUACACCUGUUGACGAAGCUAGAGCUGGCCUUCAUAUUGUUGAGCAAUCGCUCUGGAAAGCAAUACCACACUAUCUUCGCCGUGUUAGCAAUGCUCUAAAGAAGAACACUGGCAAGCCACUUCCGCUCACCUGCACACCAAUCAAAUUCGGUUCAUGGAUGGGUGGUGACCGUGAUGGGAAUCCUAAUGUCACAGCAAAAGUUACUAGGGAUGUUUCCAUUUUGUCCCAAUGGAUGGCAAUUGAUCUGUACAUCCGGGAACUAGACACUCUAAGCUUUGAGCUAUCAAUUAACAGAUGCAGCGAGAAGCUUGCAAACUUAGCAAAUGACAUCCUGCUCAAAGAAUCAGCAUCAGAGGACCAGAAGACCAAUACCUGGAAUCAAACUGGACCCCAGAACAAUCUAAAGCUUCAGCACAGCUUGGCCCUUCCUGCACAGCUUCCUUCUGGUGCUGAUCUUCCAUCAUGUACAGAAUGCAACGAUGGGGAAUCUCAAAUCAGAAUGUCAAAACUUCCAGGGAAUCCAAAGCAUAAGUUGGCUCUAAACAUAACAGAAAAACGUGAAGACAGUCCAUUGCCGUCUCCUAGUCAUCGCCCGAUGGGUCGAACUCCAAGUGGAGGUCAACUAAGGAAGAUGUUCACAGAAUCCCAAAUUGGUCGAUCGAGCUUCCGGAAACUUCUAGAACCAAGCAUAUCAGAGAGACCAGGGAGUACUCCUUAUAGAGUUGUCCUUGGUGAUGUGAAAGAAAAGCUGAUGAACACACGGAGACGACUCGAGCUUCUUCUUGAGGAUCUACCAUGUGAUCGUGAUACUUCAGAAUAUUAUGAUACAUCGGAUAAACUUUUGGAGCCCUUGCUUUUGUGUUAUCAAUCACUGCAAUCAUGUGGAUCUAGUGUGCUUGCGGAUGGCCGGUUAGCAGAUUUGAUUCGACGGGUUGCAACCUUUGGUAUGGUGUUAAUGAAGCUUGAUGUACGGCAGGAAUCAGGCCGGCAUACGGAAACACUUGAUGCCAUCACAUCUUACCUGGAUCUUGGUGUUUAUAGUGAGUGGGAUGAACAAAAGAAACUGGAUUUCUUGACUAGAGAGCUGAAAGGGAAGCGCCCUCUUGUCCCCCCAUACAUACAGGUUACUGCUGAUGUGCAAGAAGUUCUUGAUACAUUCCGUGUUGCUGCAGAGUUAGGAAGCGAUGCACUUGGAGCAUAUGUGAUUUCAAUGGCCUCAAAUGCAAGCGAUGUCCUAGCGGUUGAACUGUUGCAGAAGGACGCAAGACUUACAGUCAGCGGGGACCUAGGAAGGCCAUGUCCUGGUGGAACGUUGAGAGUUGUUCCACUGUUUGAGACGGUGAAUGAUCUGCGAGAAGCCGGCCCAGCGAUCAGAAAGUUACUGUCCAUCGACUGGUACAGAGACCACAUCAUCAAGAACCAUAACGGGCACCAAGAGGUGAUGGUGGGCUACUCUGAUUCCGGCAAGGACGCCGGCCGUUUCACCGCGGCAUGGGAGCUAUACAAGGCUCAGGAAGAUGUGGUGGCCGCGUGCAACGCGUUCGGCAUCAAGGUUACGCUCUUCCAUGGCCGCGGCGGGAGCAUCGGCCGCGGCGGCGGGCCGACCUAUCUCGCCAUUCAGUCGCAGCCACCCGGCUCAGUGAUGGGAACUCUUCGGUCGACGGAGCAAGGGGAGAUGGUGCAGGCCAAGUUCGGGCUGCCGCAGACGUCUGUCCGGCAGCUGGAGAUAUACACGACGGCGGUGCUGCUGGCGACGCUGCGGCCGCCGCAGCCGCCGCGGGACGACAAGUGGCGGGGGGUGAUGGAGGAGAUAUCGCGGGUGAGCUGCGCGCAGUACCGGAGCACGGUGUACGAGAACCCGGAGUUCAUCAAGUACUUCCAGGAGGCGACGCCGCAGGCGGAGCUGGGCUACCUCAACAUCGGCAGCCGCCCCGCGAAGCGCAGGACCACGCCGGGGAUCUCCAACCUUCGCGCCAUCCCCUGGGUGUUCGCGUGGACGCAGACGCGGCUGGUGCUCCCGGCGUGGCUCGGCGUGGGGCGCGGCCUCCAGGACGCCUGCGACAAGGGCCACACCCACGAGCUCCGCGCCAUGUACGAGGAGUGGCCCUUCUUCCAGUCCACGGUGGACCUCAUCGAGAUGGUGGUGGCCAAGGCGGACGCGCCCAUGGCCAAGCACUACGACGACGUGCUGGUGCACGACGCGGGGCGGCGGACGCUCGGGGCGGAGCUCCGGCAGGAGCUGGCGCGGACGGAGAACUGCGUGCUGGCGGUGAGCGGUCACAAGAAGCUGUCCGCCAACAACCGCAGCCUGCGGAAGCUGAUCGACAGCAGGCUCACGUACCUCAACCCCAUGAACAUGCUCCAGGUCGAGGUCCUCCGUCGCCUCCGCCAGGACGACGACAACCGCAAGCUCCGCGACGCGCUGCUCAUCACCAUCAACGGCAUUGCCGCCGGCAUGCGCAACACCGGCUGACUCCUCUUCCCUCCUCUCCUCUGCAAAUUAACUUAUAUUUCUUGCAACUAUAUUUCCGUCUGAACUAAUUACCGGAGUUUUUUUUCUCGUUCAAUUUUCCCUCAAAAUAAGAAAGAAACCUUGCAUGUAGCAUUUUCACAUUGGAUUGGAUAUGUACAUUGCAUGGAGAAUGAAAUAGCAUUAUAGACUA
This is a messenger RNA of Oryza sativa Japonica Group (Japanese rice), 3494 nucleotides long. Its product is annotated as phosphoenolpyruvate carboxylase 4. Lineage: Eukaryota; Viridiplantae; Streptophyta; Magnoliopsida; Poales; Poaceae. Gene Ontology annotation, molecular function: phosphoenolpyruvate carboxylase activity. Gene Ontology annotation, cellular component: cytosol. Gene Ontology annotation, biological process: carbon fixation; tricarboxylic acid cycle. The record is from RefSeq and is a predicted model, not a curated record.